AUGUCCGACCUCAACGUUGACGACCUGCCCAAAGAUUGGCUCGAGCUGUCGCGGUACUUGCACAAGAACGCUCACGAUUUUUCUGCGUGGGAACAGCUUGUCAAUGUGGCUCUCAAAUUGAAGCAGGACGUGGUGUCCAGCAGACUGGUGGCCAUCUCGUACGAGAACCUACUGGUCAAUUUCCCGUACUGCGAGCAGUACUGGUGCAAUUAUGCCGAGUAUUUGUUCCAUACAGGUCGCACAGACGAGGCUCGCGAAAUAUACGAGCGCGGCGUCGAGGUUGUGCCCAAGUCGAUUGUAAUAUGGACCAAAUAUUUGGAUUUUGUGGUCGAAACUGUGCGCCAGUACGACCCGGUCGUUGCUGUGUUUGAGCGUGCGAGAACAGAGGUGGGGACGCAUUUCUACGCCCACCUACUGUACGACCGCUAUCUACAGUUUCUCAAGGCGCAUCGCAAAGCCAGAGAGUACCACUAUCUUCUGAGACGGGUGAUCGAGGUGCCAUUGUACCAUUAUUCCAAAUACAUCAAACAGUUCUUCAAGCUUAUUGAAAACGCGGAUCUCGACACCAUCAAGUACCUGGUCACGAAGGAAGAUCUGAAGACCGUUUAUAAGUUGAGCUGGCCUGAUCUUAUAGGACGCAAAGACGACAAGGUUUUCGCCGAUCUGAAAAAGGACAUGCGCAAACGGUACAUGGACCUAUAUAUCACGACACAGUACAACGUGUUUCAGCUCUGGCCGUUUGAGGAAGCAGUUACACGACCCUAUUUUGCUCCCGAGGAGCUGGAACGUCGCGAACUGCAUAACUGGAACAGAUACCUCGAGUACUGCGAGACGUUGUCGCUCAAGUCGUCUCACAAGGACUCCGACUCGGCCAUCACAAAGAACACGCGCAAGCUCAUCGAUACCGUUUACGGCCGCUGUCUCAUAGCCACUGCAUACUAUCCGUUUUUCUGGAUCAAAUACAGCAACUAUUACCUCAAUCUCAACCAGCUAGACAGAGCGAAAAAAAUAUUGAUCACUGGGAUAUAUCAUUGUGCGACAGAAAACGUCAAGCUUCGGCUGAGACUGGCGGAUCUGGAGGUGCUGACCAGGAAUUUGAGUGCUGCCAAGGCCGUGGUGCUCGAUCUCUUGCAGUUUUAUCCGAACUCGGUGCAGGCCUGGCUGAAACUGCUCCAACUGGAACAUUUGGGGAAAAAUAAAGAUCUGCUCCAAUUGGUGGAAGCCAAGCUCGACGAGGUGGCCGGGACCGAGCACGAGCUCCAUUUCGAUUAUGUGUUUUUGGAACUGCUGCAAUACAAUCUCGACUUGGAGCCUUUUCUGCUCAAGUACCAGCACAAGACCAGCUACCUGUUCUGGAAAGCAUGCAUAGACUAUUACUAUCUCUACUCGCCGGACGCCACAAAACUCCAAAACAUGUACCGUUCGGCGCUGGAGAAGCUCGGAGACGCCGAUAGGGCCCGACUCGAGGAGUAUCUGGAUGGCGUGGGCGAGAAGGAAUACUUUUAA
Ogataea parapolymorpha DL-1 is the source of this 1506-nucleotide messenger RNA. RefSeq lists its product as uncharacterized. NCBI's taxonomy places the organism in Eukaryota, Fungi, Ascomycota, Pichiomycetes, Pichiales, Pichiaceae. The coding region runs from base 1 to 1506 and encodes 501 amino acids. Gene Ontology annotation, biological process: mRNA 5'-splice site recognition; RNA processing. Gene Ontology annotation, molecular function: protein binding. The record is from RefSeq and is a predicted model, not a curated record. Gene Ontology annotation, cellular component: commitment complex; U1 snRNP; U2-type prespliceosome. The transcript has a single exon.